This is a messenger RNA of Phacochoerus africanus (Common warthog), 624 nucleotides long. Its product is annotated as late cornified envelope protein 3D-like. Gene Ontology annotation, biological process: epidermis development. The record is from RefSeq and is a predicted model, not a curated record. NCBI's taxonomy places the organism in Eukaryota, Metazoa, Chordata, Mammalia, Artiodactyla, Suidae. The transcript is spliced from 2 exons. Bases 53 to 343 code for a protein of 96 amino acids.
GGAACAGCCUCCUCCUGCCUCCUCUGCCUCGGCUCCCUGACCUCCUGCCCCGAUGUCCUGCCAGCAGAACCAGCAGCAGUGCCAGCCCCCUCCCAAGUGCCCCUCGCCCAAGUGUCCCCCAAAGAGCCCGGCACACUGUCGGCCUCCAGCCUCCUCCUCAGGCUGUGCUCCCAUCUCCGGGGGCUGCGGGGGCCCCAGCUCUGAGGGCGGCUGCUGCCUGAGCCCCCACAGGCGCCGCCGGUCCCACCGAUGCCGGCUCCUGAGCUCCGACUCCUGCGACGGAGGCAGUGGCCUGCAGUCCGGGGGCUCUGGCUGUGGCCAAGGCUUUGGGGGCUGCUGCUGACCUGGGCUCCUGAUCCUGAGACAAAUGAUUUCGAGGAAACAAAAUUCCAAGGACCACGUCAGCCUGGUGUGUUCGCUCCCAAUACCCAGUCUCUGUGCCCUUGGCCUGUGCUGGGAUGUUCCUGGAAAGCAGCCAAGCCCCCAGCAGGGCUCCUCCUACCCACUUUCCAGGAGCCCCAGGAUGCCCACUUCUACUCUGCCGGAACUUGCAGUCCCCAGCCCCUCAAUUGUCAUCACCCAUGUCUAGCCCUAUGAAUGAAUAAAGUUUUUGUUUCCUCAACA